UCCGAGAUAGGCUAUCUACAUCACAGCCCCGGAUUUCUUGUACCCCAGACUUGUGUCAUGCUUUUCCACCGAACUGUGCGGGGAAUAUACUUGGCAGCUGGGCAACAUAUGAGUGCCAGGACUUAGCCAAGACAGACCAUGCGGAUUGCAGGUCUGGACUGUCGCUGUGAUUUGAGGGCGGUCUGCCGAUGGGUCCUUGUCGCUCCACAAUACACGGUGCUCUGGAUUUAGUUUCGUGUCGAGAAGGCGCGAUGGGGCGAGGCAGAGUACCUAGACCCGGGGAGAAAGCAGGUUGGACUGGAUGAAUGGGAUACAAAUGCGAGCACGAUCCCUGAUUCUGGGAGGUCCAACUGUAUAUCGUCGAAAAUCUGGUGUUUCUACCUACCGCAAACCUCACAAACGAUGCUCAUCGACGAAAAGACUGACGUCGACCACGUCGAAAAGGCACACAUCCCACCCGCCCACAGUGACAAUGAUGCGACCCCCGAGCAGGACUGGACCGCAGAAGAAGAGCGCGCGAUAGUGAAGAAAGCCGACUGGAGAGUCUUUCCAAUGCUGUGCAUCGUCUUCGGCCUUUCCCUCCUGGACCGGACAAACAUCUCCUCAGCCUACAUCGCGGGUCUUGCGACAGACCUGCAACUCACCGGGCAGCGCUACAAUAUCGCGCUGCUGGUCUUCUUCAUUGGGUACUGCCUCUUCGAGCUUCCAUCCAACUACGUGAUCCGCCGCCUGGGCGCGAGACUGUGGCUAUCAUUUCUCAUCAUCGCAUGGGGUGCGUGCGUGUUGAGUAUGGGGUUUGUCCAGAGCUGGGAGGUGCUUACUGUGCUGCGUGCAUUUCUGGGCGUGUUCGAGGCGGGGCUCUUUCCUGGUGCAGUGUAUAUCAUUGGGUCGUGGUAUCGACAAUUUGAGACCGCGAAGCGGGUGUCCAUCUUCUACAUGGCGGCGUUGUUGGCUUCUGGAUUCGGACCGAUCUUUGCGUAUGCGCUUUCGCUCAUCAGCGUUGGCGACGGUCUGUACAGCCAGGGUUGGCGCUGGAUCUUCAUCAUCGAAGGUAUCGCCACCGUUGUUGCAGGCUUGAUCGCGCCGUUCUUCCUCAUCGAAUUCCCUGAGAAAGUCCGCUUCUUGACCGACCGUCAAAAGCAUAUUGCCAUCACGCGCGUGUCUCUCGAAAAAGCCGGCCAACAAACCGCCCACGCCACCGUCGCAGAGACUCUCCGUAUGAUCUGGGACUGGAAGCUGCUCAUGUACUCAAUCCAGUACUUCGUCGCUGCCUCCAGCGUCUACUCCCUCGCCUUCUUCCAACCCAUCAUCCUCCGCCAAGGCAUGGGCUUUUCCUACGCAAAAGCCCAACUCCUCUCCUCACCGCCCUACAUCUUCACCGUCUUCGCCUCCCUCGGCACGUCCUGGUUGUCGGACAGGCUGCGUCUGCGCUGGCCGAUUCUCGUCGGGCAGUCCGUGAUUGCGAUCGUAGGUCUGCUUCUCGUGCUGUACCCGCAGCCUCCAGCGGCACGCUACUUCGGGCUGUUUCUUGCGACAUGGGGCACGCAAGGCAAUGUGCCUGCUAGCCUGGCGUACGGGAACAAUCAGACUGCCAGAGUUUCGAAGCGCGCUGUUGUGGCGGCGGUGAUGAUCAGUGUGGGUGCGGCAGGAGGCGUGACGGGGAGUACGAUUUUCCAAGCCAAGGAUGCGCCGCAAUAUCUUCCAGGGAUGUGGGCCACCAUUGCGAUGCAGAUCCUCUAUUCCAUCGUCACGAUCUGCAUGUCGAUGUAUUUCAAGCGGCAGAACCGGCUGGCGGACGAGACGGGGAAGACACUGGAAGGGGUGGAGGGAUUCAGGUAUGCGCCGUGAAGUGCCAUAUCCGCCAAAGCCAAACCCGAAGAACCGUUCGUGCCAUACGAAGCAAUGCAAACCAUCAUCGUGCCAUACGUCAUUU
This is a messenger RNA of Paraphaeosphaeria sporulosa, 1933 nucleotides long. Its product is annotated as MFS general substrate transporter. NCBI's taxonomy places the organism in Eukaryota, Fungi, Ascomycota, Dothideomycetes, Pleosporales, Didymosphaeriaceae. Gene Ontology annotation, biological process: transmembrane transport. The record is from RefSeq and is a predicted model, not a curated record. The coding region runs from base 403 to 1848 and encodes 481 amino acids. The transcript is spliced from 8 exons. Gene Ontology annotation, molecular function: transmembrane transporter activity. Gene Ontology annotation, cellular component: membrane.